Messenger RNA from Alternaria alternata, 3110 nucleotides. Its product is annotated as DUF1740-domain-containing protein. The record is from RefSeq and is a predicted model, not a curated record. Gene Ontology annotation, biological process: RNA processing; regulatory ncRNA-mediated post-transcriptional gene silencing; negative regulation of RNA catabolic process. Bases 147 to 3110 code for a protein of 987 amino acids. The transcript has 2 exons. Gene Ontology annotation, cellular component: catalytic step 2 spliceosome. Gene Ontology annotation, molecular function: protein binding. Lineage: Eukaryota; Fungi; Ascomycota; Dothideomycetes; Pleosporales; Pleosporaceae.
ACACGGAGCGCCGUCAGUCGCAGUUGUCUUCUCGGCUCAUGACCAGGCGCAUCAAAUCUAUCGCUCUGCUAGAAAGCAACAGCUGUAUGACACUAGCUUGAAUCCUCAUUUACGAUAGUGAGGUCGCUGUGGCCGUAUCUUUCGUCAUGUCGUCCAACGUUCCCAAGUUUGCGAGCUUCCGGCCAAAGCCCAAGGUAGAGCCAGAGCCGCCCAAGGAACCUCAACAACAUGAGAAAGUCGGAAAGUCAUCUAAAGAGAAAGCUCCGGGCAGGAGAAGAUCUCCUUCGCCAGACAGAAGUACUCGUGAGCAAAAGUCAAACAAAGACAGGCCCUACUUCAGCGACCGACGAGGUGACCCCGACGUUUUUCGUUAUGGGACAAUGAAUCGUUAUGAUAUCCCGCCUUACCGUCGAUUUGGUCAUGGCUUCAUACUAGGGCUUUCCGCAAAUCAGAAGAUCGACAGAGCCGAGUCUACAGACAAGAAGAUCGUUGUAACACCAGCAACACGCAGACGGCAAGAGCGACUGCUGACAGACAAGCGUGCGAAUAAGUCGCGUGGGCGCGCUCUACGACUGGUCAAGACGGGAGAAGGCGAUACAAGUCUCGACCAGGACUUUGUCUUAUUGUCUUCACGCGCCAAAAGAAGACGCGAUGAAAGCGAAGAUGAGGACGACCAAGUGGAAAUGGAGGCAGACUACCGACGCAUCGAUGGGCCCAAAUCAAGCGAGCCUGUAGACCCAGACACGCAGUACGAGUCUGAUCCCGAGCUUGUGAUUGACACCGAGAUCACUCGCAAAAACUCCCAGCUUGCACGGCAGACGAAAGAACACCCCACAGACGUCCAGGGCUGGUUGGCACUGAUCAAACACCAGGAGGCCAUGCUCAAGCUUGAGCGGCCAUCUGCUGAAUUGACUGCAUCUGACAAAGCACACCUUGCAGACGUACGCAUCUCUACCUACGAGGAGGCUUUGAAGAAGAUUGGUCUAGAUAAGAAUAGCCAGCUGAGGUUAUACCAGGGCCUCUUGAAAGAGGCAGAAAGAGCUUGGGAUGGCGCGAAACUGGCCGGCAAAUGGAAGGACGUACUUGCGAAACAUCCGCAAAGUGUGGAUUUGUGGAUGAUGUACCUCGACUUUGUGCAGUCACGAUUCACAAGCUUCAAAUAUGAAGAGUGUCGCGCUAUCUUCUUCAAAUGUGUAGAGUCUCUUCGUGCAAACAAGGCCGACAUUUCGUCAGAACAGAGCCUGCAUCUAUUACUGCGUCUGACGGCCAUGGCUCAUGAUGCAGGAUACCAGGAGCUUGGUCUUGCAGUCUGGCAGGCCUUAUUUGAGCAUCACCUGAUGCGUCCAGAAUCAGGCGCCGACAUCCAAGCUUUUGAAGAGUUCUGGGAAAGCGAAGUGCCUCGUAUUGGCGAGACGGGAGCAAAGGGUUGGAGGCAUGGCAGUACAGACGACCCGCCACCUCCAGGGCCUUCGUCUUUGCAGGAAAGAGAAGCGUCAGAUGCUAACUUUGAGAGCUUCCGAGAGCGCGAAUGCGAGGCUACGUCGGUGUUACGACACCCUGGUCGGGCAUCAGAUGAUGUAGCAGAAGAUGACGCCUUUCAUACAAUCUUCUUCUCGGAUAUCGAACCCUACUUAGCCAUUGUUACGCCUGAGACACCAGCGACGCUGAUGAUCGAGGCUUUCUUGUGCUUCUGCAUGCUACCACCGCUAGCACAUCGUAUCCCACAACAACGAGCCUGGUGGACUGAUCCAUUCUUACAGCGCCAUUGGCACUCUGCUACUCCAGACACUGAUGAAUCUCAUGAUUUCACUAAGGCCGUCAAACGAUACUCUAAUUAUUCAGCAAAGAGCUUCCAGAUGACCACUGAGCUCUUAUUCGAGCAGCACUUCUCGCUUGACGGAAUCAAACUUGAUGCAGACUUUAUCAGAUGUCUGCUUAAGAUCCUCUCCUCGGAUCCUUCAAGCGAAGAAAUUGUAGGAGAAUAUCUCCUUGCUUUCGAAUCUAAACACUUUCCAUCGGAAGCAUUCAAGACAGCAAAGCGAUUACUCAAAGCGCGGCCGUCAAGUUUGCGUUUGUACAACGCUUAUGGGUUAGUUGAAUCGCGCCUGGGCAAUUCCUCCAAGGCAGAUCAAGUGUUCAGCAUGGCGCUGUCCAUGCAAAAGGGAGACGAUCUGCUUUCAGCCCCAUGGAGUCUAGAGCUCUUCAGCAACUGGGUAUGGGAAGCGCUCCGAAGAGGAGACCACGAAGAAGCUUCUUGGCGGCUCAAAAUCAGUCAAAUCGAAGAACAUGCACUACUGAACCACGACUACCCAACAGCAGUAAUAUGUACCUGCCUUCACGUUCUCCUUAGCGACACCGUCCGCGACGUUAACCCCCAACUCUACCCUUACUCCCGCCUAAGACAAUGGUUCUCAUCCCAUCGCCUCGACAAGUCUCCCUUCGAAGAACUGCGCGCUCAAUCUCUCGCACAAUUCCUCGCAUACCACGCCACCCGAGCCCCAAUUGUCAAACCUUCUUUGAUCCGUGGCAACCUCGACUGGGUUCUCGACGACUUCCCAGCAAACACAAUCUUGCUCUCCGUGUACGCUGCAAACGAGACGCGUUUUGCAAUCGACGAUCGCGUUAGAAGAUUCUGGGAAGGAUUCUAUUCUCAACCGGACGAACAGAGUUUAGCGAGCUGGGCAUUCGCGAUACACUACGAGGCGUUGAGGGACGAGAGGGCGGGCUCAACUAGCCAUUCUAUACGUGCGUUGUAUAGACGCGCUACAGACUCGGUGACAGGGUCUCGCUGUCCCGCACUCUGGAAAGCUUAUGUCAACUUUGAAUUACAGUGUUUGCAUAGCGAGCAGACACGACAGCAGCAGUGGCAUGCGAACAAGAAACCACGCCGAGAUGGUAAGAAGAGUAAAUGGGAGAUGAGGGUCGAGGAAGCGGAACAACGGGUCAAGGACACGUUUUACGCUGGGUUGAGGAACCUGCCAUGGUGUAAAGAGUACAUCAUGUUUGCCUUUACGGAUGCGAGGGAUGUUUUUAGGAACGAGGAGAAGGCGAAGCUGUAUAGGGUCAUGCAAGAGAAGGAACUCAGGCUUUAUGUUGAGUUGGAUGUAUGA